Biomphalaria glabrata is the source of this 5962-nucleotide messenger RNA. RefSeq lists its product as uncharacterized. NCBI's taxonomy places the organism in Eukaryota, Metazoa, Mollusca, Gastropoda, Planorbidae. Gene Ontology annotation, molecular function: S-adenosylmethionine-dependent methyltransferase activity. Bases 288 to 947 code for a protein of 219 amino acids. The transcript has 6 exons. The record is from RefSeq and is a predicted model, not a curated record.
CCUUGGGUGUGCUGUGAAGAGAGACCCCGUGCUAGCCUAGCCCUCACCAACAGGAAUCACUUUAAUCCAACUCUGCCAGUCACACGGUGCAGUCGAUGUAUAAAUAAGUUUAAUUAUUUUUUUUUUAAAUAGUAGUUUGAUCCGAUAAUACACGAAAUACAUUUGAUCAGACCCAGUCCUUCAACUUGAAUAGCAAAUGUAACAGAAGCUAAGAUCUACAUCUUCAAAAGAUUUGGACUUUGUGUCAUUAAGUUGUGCGACUGAAGUGACUUUCCCAAAGAGAAACGAUGUCAGACGGUGCAUCAGCAGCGAAUGAUUUUGUCCAUGAGCCGGGACUGAGCAAGGAAGAGAUAGCUCUCCGAUAUUCAAAAUGGGCCCAAGGAGCACAAUAUGAAAAGGACCUAUCAGAAGAGAAUUACAAAGGUCCUACCAUCACUGCUGACGUCCUUGCUGAGCUGUUUCCUUAUGAAGACUCACGUGGAGAUGUUUACAUACUAGAUGUCGCUGCUGGCUCUGGCUUUGUAGGAGAAAAAUUGGUACAAAAAGGCUUUAAAACGUUAGAUGCUCUUGAACCGAGUGAAGGCAUGCUAAAUUUGGCUAAAGGCAAGGGAAUCUACACCAGGACAUUUCAAACAUUCCUAAAUGGGACAUCUAGUUUUAUUCAAUCAGAUUUUUAUGACGUGGCGCUCACAAGUGGCGGCAUGGGCGAAGGGCAUAUACCAUGUAGUGGUCUUGAGGAAUUGAUUCGUGUUGUAAAACCAGGAGGUCUGGCUGUGAUAGUGAUGCGAGAAACGUACCUGACUAGUGUAGUCGAGUAUAAGGACAGACUGGAGCCUAGAAUGAAAGAGUUGGAACUAGAAGGCAAAUGGACCUCUGUCAUGAGGAGAGUGGUACCGAAAUAUUCCUUUGAAAACAAUGGAGUUGUCUUUGUGUUUAGAGUUCUAUAGGACGUGUUGAGUGUAGAUCUACAGGAACUACUUCAUUCUACCAAAUGUAUUGUGUCGCUUAAAUAUUACAUUGAUAUUUGAAGUAAUGUCAUUCCUAAUGCACAAGACUAGUGUAUGUAAAUAUUGUAUUCAUGUGUGUACACUUGUUAUGAAAUGAAAGGGUUGAUCACUUUCCAUGGGGACAGGUUCAGUCUGUGCCUAGUAUCGUUCCACCUUCCAGAUAUUACCCUGAGAGGAAAAUACUCAUAAUGUAUUUCCAGCAUGAAAGUCAUUGUUUUAUUUAUUUAUUUGAAAAUCUUCACUGAAGAAUAACUUUUUAAAAUUUGAUUGCUUUGUAAGGCCAAUGGGGGCCUCAAUUAUUACUUAUGCUUUCUUGUACCCCCAUCCCCCAUGCUGACAACUGGCUGGGUGGGGGGGUUGAGAAACAAUGACCUAGAUAAUUUGUCUGUACUAAAACAAUGUUAAAUUCAAAUCUUUAAAGUUACUUUUGUCUCCAACAAUAUCUAAAACAUCAGUUGUCAAGUUUAGACAGAUUUAGAGACCUUGAAAGAAAUAGAAAAUGAGAAUAUUAUCUAAAACAUCUGACGAUGACUCGUGGGAUUUGAUAACUAGGGUAAUUGAACUUAAUUCUAAAAUUUCUCCAACUACAUACUUUGUCUAAUUUAUAAAAAAUCCUUCGUAAUGUAAACAAAAAAUAUUUUUAAAACACUUUAUAUAGACACAGAUUAAAAAGUUAAUAAAGCUCGUUUAAUGUAAUCUCAAUGGUUUAUAAAUUCCGACUAAGUCUUUAUUGAUAAUUGAUAAAGAAUUAGCUGUAUUAACGAAGGCCCAAUUGUCCCUAACAAUAAUGAGGCUUGUCUUCGAGUCCGAUGAUUAAUGAGAAAAGCAGUAUUUCCUUUGGAUAAGUAAUGCCAACUGUGACCUACAUACUUUGCCACAUCCAUCGCAGACAUAACCAUUGUCCGCUGGUUGUUAAUUUAAAUUUUCUUUUCGCCGUCUACGUCUGUCCUCGGUAGUGGAUUUUCUUUUGGUCUCAAAUGUGUAACCCGCGUCUUUGUAAGUGAUCUCCAGCUCUCGUUCCGAAGCCGCCUGCAGCCAGGUGCUCUCUUCUAUGGCAGUUAAAGCAAGUUGAGGCCGGUUCUGGUCUUUGGUUAGUCUCAACCCAAGUGAUCAGUUGGUCUGUAUUAUCCUUUCCAAACUUUGUAUCCUGCACCCGGUGAUGUUUUCUUCACCAUGUUUCUGAGUCGCAAUCUGCUUAAACAUAAUCGACUUUUCUAAUGUGAGCUUGCCAGUGAUUGAACUUUGUAGUUGAUUAGGUAAAUAUCUCAUUUCUAAUUAUCGAUCAUUGAGCCAUAAAGAUCCAUAGUGUAAAUAUCCAAAUUUCACUUUACCCUCAUCAAUUUUCAAAAGAAUAUUUAGUUUAGAAUUUAAUUUUAAUCAAGAUCCAGAUCAUAUGACAAAAAUAGUACAUAAAAAGCCUGCCCAUCUUUCAUCGCCUGCUCUACUCAAAGGCCGCCUUGGGUGGCGAGUGGAACAACCGCCCUAGGCCCCGCGCCUUAGGUGAGCCCCGCGAUAAAGAGAACCCUUUGUAUACGUCACUCUCUCAGCCCAUCGUUCAUUUUCGUGGCUCUGAUAUUGAUGCUCGUCCAGGGCCCCGCGCUUUGUACUAAAUGUACACAGGUUUCAUAAGCGUUUCUUUCGAGCCACAGACAUCUCUCGGCUUGGGAUAAAAAGCAAAGGCAAAAUCUCCACCUAGUUUCAACCUCUAAAAAAAUCGUUUCCUACAUCGGAUAUAGAGUUACUCACGACUGUAACCGGACACGUCUAUCGCUGGGGAAAAAAUGUCUUAACAACUGCGGCUUAUAAUUAAUAAGAAUUUUAACAAAAAGAUUUCCUUCCUAAAAAUAUCAAUUUCAUGACCAUUAAACUCGGGUAUUUAAUUUCAUCCAUUCAUAAAGAAAUGUAAACAAGACUAUAAUAGGCUUUUCAUUCAUUGAAAUAUCAGUUUAGUAAUGCACCUUUAAAUUCUUAAUUUCAUUCAAAGAGAAUUAUAUUAUCUUGAUACUCUCAUCCACUUUGUAAGAUGUUUCAAUGUGUGACAUUGAUUAUUUCAUUACUGCGAGACAAAUAACAUAUAGGCCCUUUGAAGUUACUGAAUAGAGAAAAAAAUUAUUGCAUUGUACAUCAUAUUGUUGAAAGCAAUUGACUGGUGAGUGUUGAAUCUGGGCUUGGGGACUCUCUUUUAUUACAUUUCUCACACCUCGUGCUUGUGUUCAUAUUUUUCUAGACUUCAGUUCAGCAAUUGAGACAGACCCGAGUUAGAACAUCACUUUAGCGCAGUGUUUCUCAAACUUUUAACGUAGCGCCCCCUUAAUGAGGAAAAUUUCCUUCGCAUCCUAAUAAGACAAAUGGGAACUUGGAAGAAAAUGCAAUGAAAAAUAAAAUGAACAUAAAGAUAUAUAUAAAACACUAUUUUCUGGUUUUAUUUGGCAUUGAUAUUGAAACUAUGAAAUUCAAGUGUACGUAAUGGAUGUUUAUUAAAGUUUGUUCGCGUUUCUUUUUUCGAAAAUAGUUUUCGUAGUUAAACAUUUAAGUAUUUUGUAUACUAGAAAUGUUGUUUUCUGGAGAUAAUAAUGUACAUGCAACAGGCUUCUCUUCCUAUAGCAAGGGGGUCGGGAGGUGAAGGGGGCGCUGUAAAUUGAAUCAGACCCCCAGCGUGGUCCGGGACAGAGCCCAGGCGCCACACGUUCUCAUGCGUUCUGAGCAUAAGAAAUUCUUUCUCCUUUAGUCGAAACGUCUUUUUAUUUUCGUAGUAUAAAAAAAGCGCAUGUCAGAAAGUGAGAAGGUGUGGGACAUGCCGAUAUUGAAGUGUAUUCUUACAAUCAGAGGGUAGUCUUCAUAUUAGUAACAAACAAAAAAAAGUCGCAAGUCAAAUUUGAUCUAAUAAUGAGUAAACACCACUGACUAAUAUUAUUAUGGGAGGAACAUUCGAAGUACAUAUAGCGCACGUACGUCUGUGAUCGUCGUAAGAUUAUCUUUUAAAGUAAGACGUCUUGCCGCAAACCUUUUUAUUUUUGUCGCAUAAAAGUCGUUAACAUAUGAUACCGUAUAAAUCAUUCAGGAGAGUGUCAACCAUUCUUACACAAGAAACUCGAGAAGAAUCGAUAAGCUCCUUUUAAUCAAAUGAUACGGCGUCUCUUACUUAAAGUAUUUUAAUUUUUAAAACAUUGGUAAUAAUGUCAUUUUACUUGGUUAAUAUUCAAACAUGAAUUGAUAACUACAUUGAAAAUAACACGUUUUUUUUCUACUUGAUAAUUAAAUUAAUCCGCUGCACCUUCCUCCAUCCACUUUGUCAGGACCCUGCGUCCGCCCUUGAGAGUAUGUCGCCCCAUUCCCCAAAUGUGGUCGCGCUUUUCAGUUUGAGAAACGCUGCUUUAGCGAUUGAGGCAAACUCUAGAAUUUAUAAUUGAUAGCACAUCAAAAAACAUUUGAGACAGACUGUCGCCAAACUUUGGAUGUUGAAAAGGAUAUGAAACAUAAUCAAAGAGUGGAUACUACAGAGUUACCUAAGAAAUAAUUACAAAAUGAGAUCUUUAAAUAAAACAUCGAUAUUUUGACAUUUGAUAUGUUCCAAUUGGUUUCCCCUUUGCGUUACAAGCAUUUCAAUUCAUGGAGAUCACGAUCCUUCAAUAUUGAAGUAGCUGGUCUUUCAAGUCUCUACAAAGCCUAUUCUAUACGAAGUCUUUUCUCUCAACAGUUAAGUCACUACAAUGUCUGAUCUAUACAAUGGCUGGACCAUAAAAGGUCAAUCAAUAUAGAUUUAGUUAUCAUAUACUAAUUACUUGUACAUUUAAUUUCUUACUUACACUGUAGACAGAUGUUAGACACGAGACACCCGAGUCUCGUCCUGCUCAAGUCUAAAUGUUUCCCUUUCACGUAAACAAACCCAAAUCUGGGGGGCUUUUCAUUUACUUUUUACCUAUCUUCCUUUUUUUUUAGUGUUGGACCAAUGGAGGUGUGCAAAGUUUGAGGUUACCACGUUAAUUGUUUAGGCCGCCAGCUUAGUUCAAUUUAAUGCUAGCACAGUCCAUGGGCCUAUUGAUUGGAGGGGGUGGAGACUCGUAGUAGAACAUUUUAAGAUUUUCCUUUAGAUUUUUUGGUUGUGAACGUUCAUUUUGGGUCAAAUAGUUUAUAACCUCAGAAUUGUUGUGUCUUAUUGUUUAUUUAUUAUUUGUUGAUACAUUUGGUUUGGGUUUCCGUGUUGUAAACUUAUUAACCCUUUUUAAAAGAACCAAAAAAUGUGACGGUGAUUUCAUUUACUUUUUGUUUAUUGAUGUCAUUGAUAUGUCUCUCUUGUGCUUAAAGAAUAGCACCCUACCACACAGUAUUUGAUAAGUUAAAUUACUAAAUGAUCAAGAACUACCGGUACACUAUUGGAUCUCCUGUGUGUGAUGUCAGUGUACUCUUACAAAUUCAAGUUAUCCAAGACUAUGGCCGGAGCAUAGUAUGCUAGCUGCUUGGUCUUAAGCUGUUGGCAAAUUUAGCUUUUAACUUUCCCUUCUACUUUGACCCUCUCUUUGAAUCACACACUUCUCGACUUCUUUGUCUAGUCUUGUUUAAUCCAACAUUCCUUAAUUGAAGAGAAAAACAAUUACACCGGAAGUUGCAUAAAGGCGGUACGUUGUCUUUUUUAAAAAAGUAUUUUUACUGUUUGUCUUGUUAGCUACCAAGCUAGAGGCUCACAACUUCACAAGCCGCCAACCCGAACAAUAGUUAUGUUAUAGAAAAGUUGCUUAAUGUUUGUCUUCAAGCUUUAAAUAUUUGAAAUUAGUCUCUUGUGUUUUUUCUUCAUUGUGCAGAUAUUUAUUUAUAGUUACAGUGAACAUUUCAUUAGUAAGAAAUUUGAUGGUCAUUUUUUUUUUAUUCAUCUUAUUAUCGUUGGUUAUUAAAUAUGCUUAGGUUAUUAAAUAUGUUUACCAAAAAAUAUAAUAUAAUAAACAAGUAGGCCUAAUCUU